AUGUCCAACAAAUACGACCAACCCCCAGCCUACGCGCCCGCAGGAGGCGGUCCGGCGACCCCGCAACCCGCCUACCAGGGGUACCAGAACCAGGGGUACCAGCAGGGCGGCCCGGCGGGAGGCCAGGGCGACUACUACCAGCCGGGGCCAUCGAUGGGGUACUACCAGCAGCAGCAGCCCGGCUACGGACCGCAGCAGGGGUACGGACCGCAGGGAUACGGACAGCAGUAUGGGCCACCGCAAGGCGCCUACUACGGCCAGCAGCAGCAGCAGGGAUACUACCAGGACCGGCGGUCGGGACCGGGAUGCCUCGAGGCGAUGCUGGCGGGUCUGGCUUGUUGCUGUUGCUUGGAUUGUUUGCUGUUCUGA
Molecule: messenger RNA, 369 nt
Organism: Phialemonium atrogriseum
Lineage: Eukaryota; Fungi; Ascomycota; Sordariomycetes; Cephalothecales; Cephalothecaceae
Exons: 1
Coding region: 1-369 (122 amino acids)
Source: RefSeq, a predicted model, not a curated record